This is a messenger RNA of Cuscuta europaea, 1227 nucleotides long. NCBI's taxonomy places the organism in Eukaryota, Viridiplantae, Streptophyta, Magnoliopsida, Solanales, Convolvulaceae. The record is from the annotation of a GenBank genome assembly.
AAACCCAGACGGACCGUUUGGAAACUCGGAAUAGCCCGUCUUUUAUCCCAAAAAGAAAAUCUUUCGUCUAUGGCAGAUGUAAGUGUCUCUCUGCUGUCUCUUCUCCUCCUCCUCGCGCUCGCCCUCAUCACAUUCCUCUACCUCAUCGUCCGGCCUCGUCCUGUGAAAUUCCUAAUCAAGAACCGCCACGUCUUCAUCACUGGCGGCUCAAGCGGUAUCGGCUUGGCUUUAGCUCACCAAGCCGCUUUAGAAGGCGCCAAGGUCUCGAUACUAGCUCGGAAUGCCGAGAAGCUGGAGGAUGCUAAGCGCGAAAUCCGGCUCGCCACUGGAUGCGACGUCGCCGUGUUUAGCGCCGACGUCAGAGAUUACAACGCCUUAAAGAAGGCCGUAGAAGAGGCCGGUCCUGUCGAUGUUCUGGUUUGUAAUCAGGGGGUGUUUGUGCCGCAGGAGCUUGAAAAUCAGGAUCUGGACGAGGUAAAGUUCAUGAUCGAUGUGAAUUUGACGGGGACUUUUAAUUUGAUCAAAGCCGCAUUACCGGGAAUGAAGAACCGAAUAAAACGUGGUCCGGGAUCAAUUGCGAUCAUGUCUUCUCAGGCCGGGCAGGUUGGUAUAUAUGGUUAUACGGCCUAUUCAGCUACUAAAUUUGGGCUAAGGGGUAUGGCAGAAGCAUUGCAGCAGGAGGUUGUUGCAGAUAACAUUCGUGUCUCACUAAUUUUUCCGCCUGACACUGAUACGCCUGGCCUUACUGAAGAGAACAAAAGGAGGCCACGGCUAACCAGUAUAAUAGCUGGUUCUUCUGGUACAAUGAAAGCUGAAGAAGUUGCCAAGAAAGCCUGGGAUGGCAUAAAAUCUGGAAGUUUUUUUGUUCCGUGCAACAUAGAGGGUUACGCGCUAUCUAUAGCCACCGCUGGUCUGUCUCCUCAAAGUUCAUUCUUCAUGGCUUUUGUGGAGGUGUUUGCAGCAGGCAUUAUGCGUAUUGUGGCUCUCUGCUUUCAGUGGAAUUGGUAUGGAAUCAUUGAAAAGUAUCAUUAUGUAAAUAAAUAGUAACGUAUUUGUUUGGUGUUCAAAGCAACUAAAGUUGAUACAUAAAGAAAAUUUUCAUUUGUUUUGAUAGUUAUUUCCUAAUCCAAAACACUUGCUUUUUAUCUCGAACUUUCAUCUGUGGAACACACGCGACCUUAUACAUUUAUACACGGCAUUAUCACUCAUUUAAUAUAUUAAUGCUUG